Diaporthe citri is the source of this 1329-nucleotide messenger RNA. RefSeq lists its product as uncharacterized. The transcript has 4 exons. The record is from RefSeq and is a predicted model, not a curated record. NCBI's taxonomy places the organism in Eukaryota, Fungi, Ascomycota, Sordariomycetes, Diaporthales, Diaporthaceae. Gene Ontology annotation, molecular function: protein binding. The coding region runs from base 1 to 1329 and encodes 442 amino acids.
AUGGCUUCGUCCUCUAGGACCAACGGCGAGGGAAGCUCCCAGAGGACACUCGGCGAAGCGAUGCGCGCGCCAUCGGUCAACACCCCAGGCAUUGUUGUGUUGGAUAUUCUACCGGAUGAUUUGGACCGCAAGGAGGUGUUAGAUCCAAGCCAAGACUUGUGGCUUUCUACGAGCGACGGUCGAUACAGCUCCGCUGUUAUCCCUCUUCGCGUCGGCACUCCACCACAUCAGGAGAUUUUCCAGGUACACAAGAGCGUCCUUCUGAAGGCCGAAUGGUUUCGCAAAGCGCUGCUGGGCAGCUUCCUCGAGGCGGAGGCGCAGUCUCUCGACUUGCCAGAAGAAGACCCGGCGAUCUUCCACUUUCUGGUCGCAUAUCUCUACGAAGAGCGAUACUUACCAACUAAGCCGCUGUCAACCGUCUUGGUGCCGGACCCAGACAAGGGCAAAGGGAAGGACCUGGCCAACGACACAGCCCAUUCAGACUCAGACUCGGAUGGGCUCAGCUGGCACAGUGAUUCUAGUGCCCAGUCGCGAAGGCGCCAGGAGCGCCGACGGCGCCGACGGGAGAGGCAACUCGAGCGCCUUCGUCAAAAACAUCCAGGGGCGCACCGUCCAGACUGCAUAUGCCCACGAUGUGUUAAUUCUCAUGGACCGCCGUGCUGGGCUUGCGCGGCACCACGAUUCCCUCCUCCAAUCGUCCCACCAGGCUACCCACCAGGUGUCGUGAUGACCGGGCGAGACAGGUCGAGGAGGAACCAGCACAAUCGGAGGCGGGGUCCGGACGGCGCACCUGUUCCUCCGCGGCCGGGGUCACCACCACCCAUGGCGACGUCCCCGUCCGACACGGAGGCCCGCAUCAAGGGCGAGGACAUGCGAACAUGGCUGAUCGCUUACGAGCUGAACAUCGAUGUCUACAUCUGUGCGGACAGGUAUAUGCUCGACGGCUUCAAGGACAAGAUCUCGAGGGUGACUAUCGAUCAGCUUGAGAGUGCGGGUCUAGAUGCGGCCCAGGUCGAGGUGCUCAGGCUCUGCCGGAAGAUCUACGACGGCGUGGGCGACGAAGACCCGCUGCUGAGGAUGGUGUUUGCGAGGGUCGGGUUCCUGCAGCCGACCUUGUGGAAGACGGCCCCGGAGGAGACGGGGGCGUUCCUGCUGGCCAACCCCGAGGUUGCCACGCUGAUGCUGAAGGAGACGUCCAUCAGGAGGGAUGAAGACGUGCACGGCUCUCACCUACCAAGCAUGGAGAGGGCGGCCUGGACUAUGCCCCAGGGCCGACCUUUUGAUCACCAGAUCUACCCUCGUCCUUUUCCGAGGGGCGUGAGAUAUUAG